AGCACAAUGGACAUGACGACGUCGAAAAAUCACAGCCCUGCGAGCGAACACAUCAAGCGGCCGAUGAACGCGUUCAUGGUGUGGUCUCGCGGUCAGCGGCGCAAAAUGGCCCAGGACAAUCCCAAAAUGCACAAUUCGGAGAUUUCCAAAAAUCUCGGCGCCCAAUGGAAGCUGCUAACCGAGGGCGAAAAGCGGCCCUUCAUCGACGAAGCCAAACGGUUAAGAGCCCUCCACAUGAAAGAGCAUCCCGACUACAAGUACCGGCCGCGAAGGAAACCGAAACCGUUGGUCAAAUCUCCCACACCGAACGGAGCGAACCAUGCGAACGGAAACGGUCCACCCUCGGUAAAGGAACCGGCACCGCAAUCACAGUCCCCGGUCGGCCGGACAUCCUUCAGCCCAACGCAGCUGACGACACCGGUCGGGCUGCCGCCCGGCAUCUUCCCGUCCUACCACUUCGCCUACGAUCUGCACCAGAAAGCGUUCUGGAACCUGUACGGACCACAUCUGCUGUCGUCCGUCGUGCCGUCCGCGUAUGCCGUGCCUCCCCAUGCCGCCCUCCCACUGUCUUACAUUAAACCGCCAAAGACGUCGCCACCGUCCCCGAUGACACCGCCCUCGCCCAUCCAGUCGAGCAACAUCAUCUGACCUACGCCACUGCGCUACAGCGCCGAGCCUAAUGUUUAGCUAAUUGA
Anopheles maculipalpis is the source of this 695-nucleotide messenger RNA. RefSeq names its product transcription factor Sox-2-like. Gene Ontology annotation, molecular function: DNA-binding transcription factor activity, RNA polymerase II-specific; RNA polymerase II cis-regulatory region sequence-specific DNA binding. NCBI's taxonomy places the organism in Eukaryota, Metazoa, Arthropoda, Insecta, Diptera, Culicidae. The record is from RefSeq and is a predicted model, not a curated record. The coding region runs from base 7 to 648 and encodes 213 amino acids. Gene Ontology annotation, biological process: anatomical structure morphogenesis; positive regulation of transcription by RNA polymerase II; cell differentiation. The transcript is spliced from 2 exons.